Periophthalmus magnuspinnatus is the source of this 3076-nucleotide messenger RNA. It is a transcript of the gene st8sia3, whose product is annotated as ST8 alpha-N-acetyl-neuraminide alpha-2,8-sialyltransferase 3. The record is from RefSeq and is a predicted model, not a curated record. Lineage: Eukaryota; Metazoa; Chordata; Actinopteri; Gobiiformes; Gobiidae. Gene Ontology annotation, molecular function: alpha-N-acetylneuraminate alpha-2,8-sialyltransferase activity. The transcript has 5 exons. Gene Ontology annotation, biological process: N-glycan processing; oligosaccharide metabolic process. Bases 293 to 1420 code for a protein of 375 amino acids.
AAAUGGCGGUUCACGACCUCCGCAGACUCCGCCUCGUGCUGUAGCUGGUGGUCUCUGCUCCUGCGCCGGAAAUAACGCUCAGUGCAGGAGUACCGGGGAGAACGGAGCCGAACAGAGCCAGCGCAGAGGCCGACACCGCUCCUCCACCGCUCCUCCACCGCUCCUCCACCGCUCCUCCACCGCUCCGCCGCAGCUCCGCGUCCGCCUGCGCUCCAGCUGCCCCGGUCCUGGAUGGCCCCUGUGCAGGCUCCUGGCAGCAGCAGAUUGCCCAGGGGCCCGAGCAGGACGAAGGAUGGUGCGGCUGGUCAGUGCCCUGGGGCUUGUCAUGUUCAGCGUGGCUCUGCUCAUCCUGUCACUCAUCAGUUAUGUGUCCAUCAAGAAGGACCUCCUACAGGGAGGGCCCCCCCGCUACGGCCAAGGAGGGGGCCCCCGCAUGUACAUGCUGCAUGCAGGCUUCCGUUCUCAGCUGGCUCUGAAGUACCUGGAUCCUGCCUUUGUACCUGUGGGCAGUGCACUGACUGAAGAUCUACUCAACUCGUCCAAAUGGAGAUUCAACCACAGCGCCUUUGUGCAGCAGAGGGAGGAGAUGGCUCAAUACAUUGAUGUACUGCAGAACUUCAGCCUGGUGCGGGGCGCAGUGCGUGUGGGCCAGCUCAUGCACUAUGACUACUCCAGCCACAAGUAUGUGUACUCCAUCGGGGAGAACUUCUACUCUCUGCUGCCUGAGGCAUCGCCCAUCCUGCACAGACACUACAAGCGCUGCGCUGUGGUGGGCAACAGUGGCAUCCUUACAGGCUCCAAGUGCGGCACGCAGAUUGACAGCUUUGACUUUGUGUUCCGCUGCAACUUCGCCCCCACCGAAGUCUUCAAGAAGGAUGUGGGCCGGAGAACCAACAUGACCACGUUUAACCCAAGCAUCCUGGAGAAAUACUACAACAACCUACUGACUGUGCAGGACAGGAACAACUUCUUCCUGAGUCUGAAAAGGCUGGAUGGUGCCAUCUUGUGGAUCCCAGCCUUCUUCUUCCACACAUCAGCCACGGUCACUCGUACGCUGGUGGACUUCUUUGUAGAACACAGAGGGAAGCUCAAGGUGCAGCUGGCCUGGCCCGGCAACAUCAUGCAGUACAUCAACAAUUACUGGAAGACCAAGCAGUUGUCCCCUAAGCGCCUGAGUACGGGCAUCCUGAUGUACACGUUAGCGUCAUCGGUGUGCGAGCAGAUCCACCUGUAUGGUUUCUGGCCCUUCGGUUGGGACCCCAACACAGGGAAAGAGCUGCCCUACCACUAUUAUGACAAGAAGGGCACCAAGUUCACUACUAAGUGGCAAGAGUCCCACCAGCUGCCUGCGGAGUUCAAACUGCUCUACAGGAUGCACACGGAGGGGCUGCUCAAGCUCAGCCUGUCCCAUUGCGCUUAAGACCUGUUCCCCAAACUGUCCCUGUCCCACACUGUUCCUGACCCCUCAAAAGUGUCCUACUGCGCUUGAGACACCCACCCCCUAUAACUGUGUCGCUGUCCCCUUAGACUGCUCCUUAGACUGUAUAUAUAAAUGGACAUAGCUAACAUGCUAGCCACUACGUUCCAAAUAGGAAGUGAUCAUUAGAAAACCGUCGCCCUCUCUACGUAAAAGCUGCUGUCAGGCUUGUCAUUUUGGUCUUAAAAUGUUCGUAUUGACCCAUUCAACGUGACCCAUUUUUAUUUUUAUUUUGCUAUUGUGUCCAUAACUCAAAAGCUGAACAUUACUAAGAGACAAGUUAGCUGCCUUCUUUCCCUGAGGUCACUCCCACUAGCGUUAGCAACAGGUUUGAUUGAAAUUGUUGCUAAGCACCUGCCCACUGCUAAAUCGGAAGGGGCGUUACCUUCCAAGGCUACUUGUGGUUGGAAUUCCAAAUACGGAACUCAGCUCCAAAUUUGAGCCAUAAGCGCUAGCCUCGCUAAGCUCCAUUUGACUGGAGCCAAACGCUAUGGGUGCUGCCACACUCACUUGGUCCACUUCUUUAUACAGUCUAUACCCCUGUCCCACUGUGCAUUAGAGCCCCCCUCCCUAUAACUCUCCUUGUCUCACUGUGCUUAAGACCCCCCCAAACUGUCCCUGUCCCACUGCACACAAGACAGCCCCAAAACACCUCGCACUGCGCUUAAGACCUGCCUCUCCCCAGCUAUCCCACUGCGAGCAAGACUCCCCAAAACUGUUCCACAACGAAUAAGACCCCCCAAAACUCGCCCAGCUGCAUCACACCUGAAAGUCUCCUUGUACCAAAUGUGCACAAGAACCAAUGACCUCUGCCCUCAAACUAAUCCUCACAAAACUCCACCCUUUUUAAAACAGAACAAAACUCUUCUAUAAGAUGAAUACUAUCUAUCCCUUUUGUUACUGGCCUCUCAGGUGGACUGACUAUUACUCCUCACAUAGAAGAAAGCUCAUGUAUGUUUGUGUCCAGAACUGUUUGUAAAAUGAACUGUCAAAGAAUGUAUUUGGCUUGAAUGUUUCCAGUGAACAGAGUUCUAAACAAUCUGUAACACAGGGAGUGCUUCUGACCUCCCAUGCAUCUCUCCUCUCUCUCUCUCUCUCUCUCUCUCUCUCUCUCCAUCUCUCUAUGAUCUCCUCUUUCUCUUCUGUCUCAUCUGCUUAUCUCUCCUCUCUCUCUUCCUCAUACCCUUUUCUUAUCCUCGCACUCUCUUGUGCUCACACUCUGUCCUCUCUACCCCCCUCUCUCUUUCUCCUAUCUCCUCUUUCUCUCGCUCUUCCUCACACUCUUCUUUCCUCUGUCUCUAAGGCUCUGCUCUUUCCCCUUUCCUCUUUCUCUCUCCAUCUCUUCUUUCUGUCUGUGAACUCUCUCUCCUCUCUUUUUUGUCUCUCUCCCCCUCUUUCUCUCUCACUCUCUGUCUUUCUCUCUGUCUCUCUUAAGAUCGUUGGCUGCUUUGCUCACAUGACUCAGUUCUUUCCCACCAUAACGUCAUUUACCUCUAUCACAUGACCUGUUUCCAUUCUUUUAUUUAAAAAAUGCUUUUAUUAAGACAGUGCUUUUAUUAAGGUAGUGGUUUUCUGGACAUUAAAAUGUAUCAAAUGACU